Molecule: messenger RNA, 1850 nt
Organism: Lemur catta (Ring-tailed lemur)
Lineage: Eukaryota; Metazoa; Chordata; Mammalia; Primates; Lemuridae
Gene: TMPRSS13
Product: transmembrane serine protease 13
Exons: 13
Coding region: 44-1597 (517 amino acids)
Biological process (GO): proteolysis
Cellular component (GO): membrane
Molecular function (GO): serine-type endopeptidase activity; protein binding
Source: RefSeq, a predicted model, not a curated record
CCUCGACAUCAGCUGAGCCUGGAAGACCCAUCCCUCGGAGACCAUGGAGAGGGACAGCCGGAAUGCUUCCCCAGCAAGGGCGUCUCCAGCAGGGACAUCGUCUCCCGCUCGGGCAUCUCCAUCCAGGACAUCUCCAGCCCGGACAUCUCCGGCUCGGGCAUCUCCGGCUCGGGCAUCACCUUCCAGGUCAUCGUCCAGCAGGUCAUCGUCUGCCAGGUCGGCCUCCAUGGCAUCCUCCCCGACCAGAGUGUACCUUGUCAGAGCAACACCAGUGGGGGCUGUACCCGUCCGGGCAUCUCCUGCCAGGUCAGCGCCAGCCACCAGGGCCACCGGGGAGAGCCCAGGUCUCAGCCUGCCCAAGUUCUCCUGGCGGGAAGGCAUGAAGCGGCUGCCGCUCAUCGGGUGCGUGCUCCUGCUCAUCGCCCUCGUGGUGUCGCUCAUCAUCCUCUUCUACUUCUGGCAGGGCCGCACAGGGAUCAAGUACAAGGAGCAGGUAGAGAGCUGUCCCAGGCAUGCCGUUCGCUGCGACGGGGUGGUGGACUGCAAGCUGAAGAGUGACGAGCUGGGCUGCGUGAGGUUUGACUGGGAUACAUCUCUGCUUAAAGUCUACUCUGGGUCCUCCCAUCAGUGGCUUCCCAUCUGCAGCGACAGCUGGAAUGAUUCCUACUCAGAGAAGACCUGCCAGCAGCUGGGCUUCCAGAGUGCUUACCGGACAACCGAGGUGGCCCACAGGGAUUUUGCCAGCAGUUUCUCAAUCUCUGAAUACAACUCCACCGUCCAGGAAAGCCUCCACAGGUCUGAAUGCCCUUCCCAGCAGUAUGUCUCUCUCCAGUGUUCCCACUGUGGACUGAGGGCCAUGACCGGGCGGAUUGUGGGAGGGGCGUUGGCCCCAGAGAGCAAGUGGCCUUGGCAAGUCAGUUUGCACUACGGCACCACCCACAUUUGUGGAGGCACACUCAUCGAUGCCCAGUGGGUGCUCACCGCUGCCCACUGCUUCUUUGUGACCCGGGAGAAGAUCCUAGAUGGCUGGAAGGUGUACGCAGGCACCAACAACCUGCACCAGCUGCCCGAGGCAGCCUCCAUCUCCCAGAUCAUCAUCAACAGCAACUACACUGACGAGCAGGAUGACUAUGACAUUGCCCUCAUGCGGCUCUCCAAGCCCCUGACACUGUCCGCUCACGUCCACCCUGCUUGCCUCCCCAUGCAUGGACAGACCUUCAGCCUCAAUGAGACCUGCUGGAUCACAGGCUUUGGCAAGACCAAGGAGACAGAUGAGAAGACAUCCCCCUUCCUCCGAGAGGUGCAGGUCAGGCUCAUUGACUUCAAGAAGUGCAAUGACUAUUCAGUCUAUGACAGUUACCUUACCCCGAGGAUGAUGUGUGCUGGGGACCUCCGUGGGGGCAGAGACUCCUGCCAGGGAGACAGCGGGGGGCCUCUUGUCUGCGAGCAGAACAACCGCUGGUAUCUGACAGGUGUCACCAGCUGGGGCACAGGCUGUGGCCAGAGGAACAAGCCUGGCGUGUACACCAAAGUGACAGAAAUCCUCCCCUGGAUUUACAGCAAGAUGGAGAGUGAGGUGCGCUUCCGGAAAUCCUAAAGCAGCUGGCCUGCUCCUGCUCACAGCGCUGGCUGCUGUGACGACUCUGGCCCAAGUGACUGGCCAUCUGCAGCGUGAUGGGGCUCACAGCCCCCAGGCACCUUUGUGCUCCCACCUCCGCUGUCUGCUGCCUGUGUGUGUGUGUGUGUGUGUGUGUGUGUGUGUGUGUGCGCGCGCAACCAGGAGAGCUGACAACUCUUCUCGAAAUCCCAGGUGGGAAAUCAUCUGGAGAUAAGAGUUCGGGUACCACGGA